Messenger RNA from Aureobasidium subglaciale EXF-2481, 2457 nucleotides. RefSeq lists its product as uncharacterized. The record is from RefSeq and is a predicted model, not a curated record. The transcript is spliced from 4 exons. Gene Ontology annotation, biological process: positive regulation of transcription by RNA polymerase II. Lineage: Eukaryota; Fungi; Ascomycota; Dothideomycetes; Dothideales; Saccotheciaceae. Gene Ontology annotation, cellular component: nucleus. The coding region runs from base 1 to 2457 and encodes 818 amino acids. Gene Ontology annotation, molecular function: transcription cis-regulatory region binding; zinc ion binding; DNA-binding transcription factor activity, RNA polymerase II-specific.
AUGGCGGACACAAUCACAAUCCCGUCCCCAUCUGUCUUCCUUCGUGCCUCGCCAGACCCUGUUCCUCGGCUAGAUAACAGACAACAAGUACUUCACGACGACCCAAAUAAACCGGCUCCAAAGAAGCGGAACACGACGAGAAAAAAGUCAACAGCGUCUACAACAAAACCACGUCGAGAGGGUGCCGCUGUAGCUAAGCCCAAGCAGUCGAAAAGUCGUAAUGGCUGUGUCACCUGCAAAGCAAAACGCCUGAAAUGCGACGAGAAGAAGCCUGGUUGCGAGCAGUGCAAGAAGAGAAACGUGGACUGCGGAGGUUACAAGAAGGACUUCAAGUGGAGGCCCUUCGAAGAAACCAACGUUGCCACGAACAUUGCCAAACAGAACAACGGAUCUUUGAUCGUGCUGGGAAGCGCAGCUGACGGUUCUGGCAAACGAAGCCCAGCCUCACCGCCAUCUAGAGCCGGGUCAUCCGAAGCACCCGUUCAAUUGUCUUCCUCAUUCGCACAGCAACUAUUCGUUGCACCACCCGAUCCACCACGAGCAUCUUCUGCAGAGAAGGACCGCCUUGUCCAAAUUUCCUCGAGAACCUCACCUGCUGAAGCACAAGCCGAACCGGGCGCAUCACCAACCGACUCUGCGAACGACGCAGGGACAUCGUCUCAAGCCUCGCCCCAUAGUAACUCCAUCGCCGAUGCUCAGCCAAAAGAGAAUGUCGUUACAUCAAAUACAAUGCCGGGCACUAAAGAGGUCUUUGACUUUGACAUGAACUUCAUGGACGAGUUCUUGAACAUGACAGACCCCCCGCUCAUGGAUGAGAUGGACACAGACUUUGAUAAAAACAUGGGAGGACUUACACCAAUUGUGCCCGACUACGAUGCAUGGGCAUUGCAGCUCUCGCAUUGUCCGACUUUCCAAGACGACACCUCCAUAUCGAGUCCGCCUGCCAUGGUUUUCCCUCAAAGAAUCACUUACAUGUAUGAGCAGCCUUCGCUUGCACAAACCAGUCCAGAGAUGUUGAUGCUCCGCUUCGACCGACUGACUUGUGGCAUCCUUUCAAUCAAGGACGGGCCAAACGAGAACCCAUGGCGCACAUUGAUCUGGCCAAUGGCACAGACUUCACCAGCUCUGUACCACGCCAUUUCCUCAAUGACGGCGUUCCACUCCUCUCGUGACAUCCCCGCGUUACGUGUGGCAGGACAUGAGCACAAGAGCGAGAGCGUACGAAACCUGCUUGAGGGCAUCGAGGAAAGCACCAUGAACCUUGACACUGCCAUUGCCACUACAUUGGCCUUGGCCUUUGCAGAGACUUGGGACCAACACCUCUCGAGUGGCAAUGACCAUAUCCAGGGUGCUCGCGCCAUGAUCAACAUUGCUCUCAAUCAGCACAAGCAGUCGCCCUUGACAGGUUUGAAUCUUGCUAGACUCAAGUUCCUGGCCAACGCUUGGGUUUACCUCGAUGUACUCUCGCGUGUAACGACAGCAGACGAGGAUACAUCUGAUGAUUACGAUAACCUUUACUGCCUUUACAGCACACCUGAAAGCCCGCAAGUCGGCCCGUCAGGACACGCAGGGUUUGGUAUCGAUUUUGGCUUGCCGAUAGACUCCAACCUUGACCCUCUGAUGGGCUGUGCAAGCACUUUGUUCCCACUGAUUGGUCGUACAGCGAACCUCAUUCGUCGUGUGUAUCGUGCCGAGUCGAACUCGCCUCCCAUGAUCAGUCAAGCGAUGGAACUCAAGCUCAUGCUCGAGACCUGGGAACCACCAGCUUUCAUUGAGCCGCCAGAAGAUCCCACAUGUGACGUCCGCCAUGCUUUGCAGACAGCAGAGGCAUAUCGCUGGGCUACACUCUUGUACCUACACCAAGCACUUCCUGAGAUUCCUGAACGCCUAACUACAGCGGACAUGGCAAAGAAAGUGCUUGUCUUCCUGGCCACAGUACCUCUUGCCAGUCGGUGUGUCAUCAUUCAUGUCUACCCUCUGUUCAUGGCUGGCUGUGAAGCAGAUGUAGAGGAGGACAGACAGUGGAUCAAGAGUCGUUGGGCUGCCAUGUCACAACGCAUGAGAAUCGGCAUCAUUGACAAGUGUGUCGAUGUGAUGGAAGAGGUUUGGCGUAGAAGGGAUGAGUACAAGAACAAGGUUCUGCCUGUACGACGAAGUCUUGUUGCGACUGCAGACUUGCAACCGCCUGGCGGCAAUCGCAACCACAGACCUUCGUCAGACAGACGUGGAUCGUCAUUCAACAGCAUUGCAGGUGCAAGCGAGGGUACCAUGGCCUGGGCGGACAAGCUCAGGCGGAUGACAGGCGGCGACCCAGGUCAAAUGGAUUCGGCGUCUAUCUCGUGUAGAGGAUCGCGCGAUGCAGUGAAUGGCGCAACAGGCACACUACUCACUGUUCGCGGAAGGUUGCAUUGGAUUGGCGUGAUGAAAGAUUGGGGAUGGGAAGUGUUGCUUGGAUAA